UAUUUAUCAAUUUAGCCAAUCACAAUCGCUCAAUUCAUCUAAAGUUUCAGCGAAAAAAAGUUGCCCUUUUGGUUUUGAUGAAGUCUCUUUUUUUUUUUUCAUUUUUUCUUUCUUCAAAAUGUUGGAACUUUUGCGCAAGUGAAAAUUUUUUUUUUCUUAGUGGGAGUGCAGCAAUAUUUUUAAUUUCCAUUUAAAUAGAGAAACAUUUCUAAAUUCGAUUCGAGAGAUUUUCGAUUUCAAUUCGAUCUCGUCGAUAUUUAUGCCCAAAAUCUCUGCCUUUUCGAUAUUCGCACAUGUAAUAAAAACAUUUACUAUAUUUGGGGAAUUGGGAACAAUCAAUAAAGAGUCAAAGAGAAGGGAGAACAUUGAAGAAAAAAAAAAAAAAUAAAAAAUUUCUCAAAGAAGAAAGGAAAAGCUAGAAAAUUUGUGUCGUACAUUUUUUUUUCUUCUCAAUCUACUGCCUCCGCUCCAGAGGCAGCCCAUAUGUUGCUGUUUUGGAUAAAUCUGUGUGGUUUUUUGAAUGCCGUCGCUGUCGCAGUGUCCAGUGGAUGCAAAUGCAAAUAGCAAUGUAAUCAAGCAAUCAAAAACAUUGAUCAUUUGAAAUCACAUUGAAAAACAGAAUUUACUGCUUCUGCGGUGGAUUAUUAUGGUGAAGGAUUACACACACACCAAUUGGAAAUAACAUUACACUUUACUAUACCCAAAACUCAAAAACUCAACUCAGACUGAGAGUGAUAAAGAAAAUUUUUGUAUACAGUGUAUCUAUUCAUAAAUGGUUUCUACUUUCAUUGGCCUCCUUGAUAUUCAAUCAUGGUGGGAGAUACCGUGCAUAUCUCAUUUUUGUUCGUUGUUUAGUUCCGCAUUUGAUUUACCAGAUAUUGACAUAGAAGAUUUAGAAUCAGCUCUUUUAUGCGAUGGCACCGACUAUCAAGUCGGCUUAGUACCUGAGCUCAUUGUACGUCUCUUAAAAGGUUGCGAUGCUCUCAAGUGUGUUGCAAAUGACAUCACUACCAGCAAUUAUCAGAUGUUCUUAAGGCGUUACCUACGCCAACAGUGUCGCACUCACAACAUAGAAAAUCAUUUUGAUACGGAUAUCGAUUUUCAAUCAUUAGCCGUUCGCAAACGUUUACUCAUCUUACACGCACUCUGUCAUUUUCGUUUAGAAUCACGAGAUGUGGAAGUGAUACUCAGUAAUCUAGAAGCUGAUAGUCUUCGGGUGGAGCCGUUAGGAUAUGAUUCCAAAAAUUCCGGCUAUUGGUAUUUCUAUGGUACGCGACUCUACCGCGAAGACACAAAACAAAAUAAUAAAACAAAAAUCUGGCAAGUGAUUUGUUUCACAGAAGAAGAUUGGCAAAACUUAGCUGGUAAAUUUAAGUCGGCUACAAAUGCCAAAGAAAAGGCUUUGUAUAAUAUAUUGAAUGAAAAUUUCCUACCGAAAUUGCCACAGCUGUUUCGUGAACGGGAAAAAUUACGUAGAAAAAAAUUACUUCAAACUCGGAACUCAAGCCGAAUCCGAAAUUUAGUUGAAGUUAAGGCGCGUCAGGAACAAGAGCGAGUUAAAGCAGAACGCCUUGAGCGAGCUCGUCUAGAACAGCGCAUACUCCUUGAGCCACCACGAAUAGCAUCAUCAAAAAGCCGAAGAAGACGCUCCCAGUCUACUUCAACUGCUAGUGGUAUAUCAACAUAUGCAAGUUCAGUAAGACCUACAACUAAUUCCAGUGAUUUUUUAUAUCAGAGAGAGACAUUUUGCUUAACACCAGACGACAUAGGCGCUGAAUCUACAUCGACCAACAAUACAAAUACAGUAAAUCAAGUCGAUCAAAUUGAUCAGAUCGAUCAAAUAUCCCAGGAAAAUCCAGACGAAGAAAUUGUAACAUUUGAAGACAACCAAUACCAAGACUCGAAUAAUACUACUACAACACCAAACAAACAACGCAAAACAAACAAAAAACCGAAUUUAUUACCAAAAAAGACUCGAAAAACUAGAGAGAGUGGUGAUUGUUCUUCUUCGACAACUGAAGACAAGGAGAACUAUCGCUACAUAUCCGAUUCAGAAUCAGCUGAAUCAGAUAAUAAUAUGGCACCAACUACAAACAUUAAAUUGCCAGGCAGGCAGACAAAUAAUUCUUUAUCGUCCUUACCGGGAAAUAUAUUUAUUCCGCCUUUGAGUGAAGGCAAGGAACAAGAACCGCCACCAGCAAGAAGGGCAAGUAAUUCUGGAAGUAAGACAAGUGGAAAGAAACAGAAGAAUCCACCAACAACAGUCUCGGCUGCGUCGACUUCGUCGGCUUCAACAGUACGGGCUGGUACAUCAGCUGUUAAUACUGAACAGCAGCAAACAGUAAAGAAUAAAAAGAAAAACUCAUCUAAGUCCUCAUCAGAAGAUGUAACGUCGUCAUCCAACAGCGGUACGAAUAAAUAUUUCUAUAGCACAACCAAUAUUAGUCAAACAAAUCCAAGCAUUCUGAUAAACAACAAAAACUUCAACAAAAAUCCUCCGAAUUUUCUUAGUUUCACGGAAACCGACGAGGUCCUUCAAAUCGGCAUGCAUAAGGUACUAGUUUAUGUGAAGAAUCACCGAGACGCUUGGCCAUUUAUGGAUCCCGUCGAGGAGGAUAUCGCACCCAGAUAUUAUACAAUUAUCAGAAGGCCAAUGGACCUUUUAAAAAUGGAAGAUAAACUCGAUAAUGGAGAAUAUAACAAAUUUAGCGAAUUCAGAAAUGAUUUCAAACUUAUAGUAAAUAAUUGUAGACUUUACAAUGGACAAAAUAACGAAUACACAGAAAUGGUUAAUAACCUACAAGAGGCUUUUGAUAAGGCGACUAAAAAAUACUUUGACCACAUGUCGGAUGAUGAUGAUGACUCUGCUAAUCUUAACUAUCCAGAUUCAAAAAUGAAUGUCUUCCGGGAGAAGUAUUUCAACAAAGAAAACUCCGAAGGCGACGAAGAAAACAACGUUGCUGUUGUGCUCAGCAGCAAGAAAGCUCAUACAAAGUUAGAAAAGCAUAAUUCUAAAUCUAAAUCUGAUAAAAACGAAGAAACAGAAGACGAUGAAAAAAUUGAAAGUGAAGUAAUGCCAGAGUCUGCAAGUCGAUCGAAUAAAAGAAAGCGAAAAGAUAAAGACAAAGACAAACGAAGAAAGAAGAAGUCAAAGAGUAAAACUGUUGAAGUAGAAAUUCCCGAGGAGGAUAAUUGUAGUUCGCCGGAAGAAGAGAUAAAAUCUCGAAAGAAAAAAGAUGACCCAGGUACUUCGGGCGGAAGAAAAACAAAGAAAAAACUUAGCACUAAGCAGAAUGGAGAGAGUAAGAAGAAACAAAAGAGCAAUGCAGUUGCGUUAACUUCGAAAAGAGCCAACAAAAAUGGUGAAACUGACGAUGAAUCGGAAUCUGAUGAAGAAAAACCCAGUGAAAUAAGCAAACCACCUGCAAAGGUACAAGAAAAAAGUUCUACCGUCAGCCAGAAAUCUAAAAAGGCAACCGCAGAAGUUUCGAAGAAACGAAAAAGUCGUGCGAAACGCACUACAUCUUCUUCGAAUGCAACUGGUCGAUCUAAAGCUCUUUCUGCCAGAAAUAAAAGUCAAUCGAGUCGGGGAGAGUUUUUGGAAGCUGCCAAAGAUGAAGACGACUUUAAUGAAGAGGAUGACGAUGAGGAAAAAGAGGAAUCAAGAUCUCGCAGUGUGUCUCCUUUCAAGGUCGACUUGCAUAAGAAAUAUGCCAAAAGUGCACUUAUUGAUGAUUCCAAGGAGGAAUAUGACGAAGAUGACUUUAGGUCGGUUUCCACACGAAGUAGUUCGCGAGAAUCGUCAGUCGAACGUCGUCUACCAACACCGCCAGUAGUGGAAGUUGUUCCAAAGCCAUCUACUUCAAAGCAACAGACUAAGAGUAAACCAGAGUACCGAAAAGAGAACUCCACAGGAAGUUCCUCUGACCAAUCGGUGGCAAAGAGCGAUAAAGUAUCACCUACAACUACAUUUGAUGUACCGUUAUUUUUAGACAAAUACGAUUUGAUUAAACAACGGCGCAGUCGGACAGCUAAUAAUAAUGAGGAAAAAGUUAGCACAGCAACUGCGGCUAAGAAAGAGCCAAAAAAGAUGACUUCAUCGGCUGCAAGUUCUUCAACGUCAACAUUAUCGACAGGUCGUUCGAGAGUUCAAAGAGAAUCUACAGAUAAACCCAAAGCUAAAGUCAAAGAGAUCGUCGAAGAGAAACAACCGGCAGCAAAAGAGCCAAAAGUAGAAGAAUUAGAGAAGAAGGUUACCCCAGAGAAAUCAUCGAAAGUUGACGAUGAACCGUUUGCAUUCAAAGAAAGCGAACCACCAAAGACAAGUACGAGCAAAGCACCAAAGAAAUCAACCAACACAACAGCGGCGAAAAAGCCUUCAAAGGAUUCUGAAAAGCCACCAGCAAAGAAGCCGCCUGCAAGAAAAGCUGCUACUUCUGCUGCUGCUGCCACUUCUAACCCUUUGCCGGUUUCACCCCCAAUCGAAAGUCCAUUAAAAUCAAAAUCGACACCUGCUCCAGCUGCAGCUCCUGCAAAAGCAACCAACAUGGAAGCACUUGAGUUAGAAACUGAACAAACGCUAAAAGAUAUUAAUCGCUGGCUAGAGCAUACACCAAGAUUCCCUGAAUUUAGUUCGGCCAGUAACUCACCAUCGCGUUACAAUGCUCUUUUAGAUGAUUUUGAUUCUGUAUCAACUAAACUUGAUGCAGCUGACUUUCGACGUCCCGUGCCUAUUGCAACUCCCAAAAUUGACCUAGUUCCCAAGCUCGCCGAGUCCUUGGAUGAUCUAGUGUCCGAAGCAGAAGUGCCCAGUUGUAAAAAGGACAUCAUAGCCGAACUGAUACCAACAAUAGGUCCAAGCAGUGCAAGUUCGAGUUGUGGAACUCCACCCCAUUCAAGCAAUUCCAAUAACUCGGGUGGAAGUACAAGUGUUAACGCCUCAUCAACUUCAUCAACCGCAAUGAUUCCCCCGGUUAUACCACCAAAGCCCAAAGAACCAUCCACAAUUCAAUUGUUAGCGAACCCACCUCCACCGCCACACAUUAAAAAUCAAAUGCAAAAAGAAGCCAAGCGAAAGUCGCUUAAAGAAAAACUUGCUGCUGGUGCGAAUCCUCGCCGAAAAGACUUGGUCGGCACAAUUGAUCGUUUAAAGCCAGGCAAAGCCAAGGGAAAUCUUAUACAAAAUGUUGCCAAACCGGACGAACUCUUUCCACCAGGAGUGCAGCAGAAAGUCAAAGAGAUUAAAAAUGCCCUCGUCGUUAAGACCGACGACAGUGUACCCAAGCUAAGCUUAGGCAGUGUUUUGGAUAAUGAUGGCUUUGGUCUUGGACACUCGCAUAGUUUCACAGAUCGAGACAAAACUGAAACUCUUUCGGAGAAUAAAGAUGACCCAACAAAGUCUAAAACAAGUGAUACAUCGCCUGAAAAUGAGACUGAAAAGUCCUCCACAAGUUUGGCUGAAACUCCAUUCGAGGUGAAGAAAGUGAGUAACCCUGAACCCAAAGCAGAUGCAUCGGCUACACCGAAUCUUAGUGCUUGGCUGAAGGCAUUCGGAGUCCCGAAAAAAGCCAAAAAAGUCGAGGAGGAGGAAAACAAACAACAGAUAUUAAAACCAAGCGAGAUCACUGCGAGUGAUAAACCAUCUGAAGCGACAAGUACUUCCCUAAAUGUCAUGAAAUCACCCUCAGAUAAUAAUAAUUUUUCGCAACCACCACCACGGACGCGAAAAGCUAGCACUGGAAGUACAAUAUCAGAGCGAUCGUCUUUCAGUCAAGAUCCUGACAGUCCACGCAUUGCAAUCGAUGAGCGUUUUGGUUCAUAUUCGGGGAAUUAUACCUCACCCAUUGGAGCGUCUCCAAUUGGUGCCUCACCAAUUAUGGUUUCUCCAAAGCCAGAAGAUGUGGGCAAACCAAAUUCCCCAUAUCCACUCAAUGGCACUAUUAAAGUCGGUUUCUAUCAGGAUACUACGACAAAAAGCUCUCCGGAUAAGAGCUGCAGUCCGCGGGAACUGCCAUCGCCUUAUCCGCAAUAUUCGCAGCAUAUUUACUCAUCGGCAUCAUCACCCAAUGUGUCCACCACAGAAAUGAGUGGUAAUUCACCAUACGGUGGCAAUAGCUAUGCACCAUCUGCGGGCUCAGAAGCAAGCAAGACUCCUGUCUACUCGUCCUCGUCACCGAUUCCUAAUCUCUACGAGCAAUACAAACAGCCACAGUCUCAAGAAUCCGAUUACAACUCUUCAAUGUCGCCAAGCACACCAAAUCCACAUUCCCCCUAUCAAGCGGGAGCGAACUCCCCCUAUCAGCAUCCAGCACAGUCGCCAUACCAAAAUCCCAAUUCACCAUAUCAACAACCAGCGGCUCCUGCAGUGCAACCCCAACAACAACAACAAACGUCUGUUUCGCAGAAUAUAGCUUUUCAACCCACCACCAUUGAUUCACCAGUUGUUGUGGCUCAAAAUACUGUUGUUCCAAGUCAAGCAGUUGAUAGCACAGCUGUCCCAGAAUUGCCUCAGCAAAACUCACCAUACCAGCAGCCUGCUAACUCUCCAUACCAACAGCAGCAAACUUCUCCAUACACUCCAAGCAGUGUUGGCUCUGCAUAUCAGCCUCCAAAUGUUUUCCAAGAAUCGGCUAACAAUUCCACACAGCAGCCACCAAAGAUACCUAAACUAGGUAAUGUGGCAAGUGCACCACAACCUGCACAACAGUCCGUCGUUGUACCGCAAAAUGAUAUUCCAACUUACGAUACAACGCAGCAAUAUCUUGGCUAUCAGCAGCCACAACAAUCAUGUCAACAACAGCAACAACAACAGCAACAGCCCCAACAAGAUGCGCAAUUGCGUUCCUUGUAUAAUCUGAAUAAAACAUCAGAUUGGACCAAUAUGUCACAAGUAAACGAGCAAUUUCAUCCACCAACUUAUGCUCAGUAUACACUGGCUGCAAUGAGCAAAGACCUGUCCGCACCAAAACCUCAAGAUCAAUAUCUUCAGGAUCAGCAGAAUAAUAGCAACACAAAUCCGCUAAAGCGACAUUUAGAAACCGAAAAUGAUGUAAUGAAUCCAGACUAUAAUACCAAAGUUGCGAAGAGGACUGAUCCUCAACAACAACAGCUUCAACAACAGCAGCAGCAAGUGCAACAACAACAUCAACAGCAGCAGGUACAACAACAAGUACAGCAGCAGCAAGUACAACAACAAGUACAGCCUCAUCAGCAAGUACAACAGCAACAAGUCCAACAACAGCAACAAGUUCAACAGCAACAAGUCCAACAACAACAAGUGCAGCAACAACAAGUGCAACAACAGCAAGUGCAGCAACAACAAGUGCAACAACAACAAGUGCAACAACAACAACAGCAAGUACAGCAACAGCAGGUCCAACAAAACCAACAACAACAGCAACAGCGACAACAACAGCAGGUUCAACAACAGCAACCACAGCAACAGCCAACUAAGCAACAACAGAUGUAUGAUAGCUUCCUCGGUUCCAUUGGCUACGGCAAGCACUUGGACAUACCCCCAAACAAGGCGUUCGAUAUCUACAAUCGAGCAGCCAAUAUGGGAUUCUCCAAGGAUUACUCAAAUCCGACUGCGGUCAAAGACCAAUCCCUUCAACAACAACAACAGUCUCAACAGCAACCUGUUGUUGAUACCAACAUAAUGAGCAAACCCUUGAACAUGGUAAACUCGAACACCUACAACACCCAACAACAACUUCAACAACAGCAACAACAACAGGUUCAACAACAACAGCAGCAACAACAGCAACAACAAAACAUCUACACCAAACCACAAAACACGUAUCCCACAAAUCUCUCACAAGCGUCCCCGGCUGUUGCAAUUGACAAACCAAAUGACUCGCUAAUAAGUCACUUAAAUAGCUACAAGCCACAGACUUAUGGCAGUCCCACGUCAUCACUGCUCAAUAUAAAUCAUCAUCCACUCUCCUCGGUAAUGGACGAAACCAUUAUGGGCUUGAAUCAAAACACUCCCAGCAAUGGAAUGGCUGGAGUAGGAGGCUAUUAUGACAAAAGUAUGCCACCGGUGGCGCAUAUGAAUAUAACAUCACAGAUGUACCAAAAUCUUACUCCCUAUGGGAGCCAUGCGACUGCUAUAUCAAGAGAACAACAACAACCACAAAGUAACUACGUUCCGUCGGUGAGUAAUGUCAACAAUGCGACUGUGCCAACUUCAGCACAAUCCCUAGAGGUAAUCGCACUGGAAUCGAAGCCAGCUAAAAAGACGAGAGGCAGAAAGAAGGCAGUUCCACCGGUAGCUGCAGCGGCUGCGACUGUCAAUGAAAUCGCUGCAAAAACCAACCUAAAUACUGCACAGCCACAGGCAAGUAGUAAUGUGGCAAACAGUCAGGUUUCCAAUGCAAACGCCCAACAACAAAUGAAUUUACAUCAUUCGCAAAUGCAAAACAUCCAAGGUUUCCAGCUGUACGCGGGACUCAAGACCGGAGUCAGUAGCCCUUCGAAUAUGCCUUCGUCUACGGCCGCAUCUGAUGCGGGUGCCAUAUCCCUCAAGACAACUGCUGCAGCAGCUGCUAGCAUGGUUCCUGGCAGUGCUUUCAAUUUUGGACCAUCGCCCGCUGGACUGGGAUUGUCAGCUGCAGGGAUUUACGGCGACAACUCUGGGUAUUUGGAUCAGUUUCGUGAUGCUUCCAACCCCUACUACAUGCCAACUCCCACACAUCGUACAGGAACAACCGAUACCAAUGCGGUGGACAAGACCAACAAUGCAGCUGCAGCAACUUACCCAUUUUUGGCGCAUCCAUCAUCAAGAACGCCCACAUUCAAUCCGUUUGUGAACGCUCCUCAACUGGACGCUAAUUCGCCGUUCUAUCAGCAGUACAUGCAACGUCAGGAUGAUUUCCGAGCUCGGAUGAUGAUCAAUCAGGGAUUGCUUGCUCCAGGAGGUCCAGCUGGCUAUCCUCAGCCAGGUGGUUAUCGUGCAUCAUCUCUGGGUAUCCCCAAACCGUACGAUAUUAACCGACAACCGUGGUUCUAGCAGCAGGAGGAGCAUGAGCAGCAACUAUAAAGCUCUCUAGACAACCAACAUUGAAUCUGAAAGAAUCAAAACCAACACAUACACAUUAUUAAAACCAAAGAGCGGUGGAAUGAGGUUUCAACUUGAAUUUCCCCAAAAGCAAACCAUUUUUUAAAGUAAAAAAAAAAAGCGUUAAAAGCAGGCCUUCCUGGGCAAGUAUAAAAAAAAAUUAAAUUAGUGCCUAACCAGACGUCGGCGUCGUCUACUUCAACAAAACUGAAGAGAUUUUAACUACAGACACUUACCCAAAUGUACCACAUGAUGAGGACAAGAAGGACGAGCAAAGUGGUAUAAAAUUUUCUUAAAAUUAAAAAAAAAAAAAAUUAAAUUAUGUGUGACAUAAUUUUUUGUUAGAUCUUUGAGAUUUGAUUUCUAUUUUUUACUUUAAUUAUUUUUUAUCAUUACGUAGUUGUAUUUUGUUGAACGUUAAAUCAUUAAAAACUAAAUAUUAUAUAUAUAAAAAAUAAAAAAAAAAAAAAAACAAAAAUAUAUGUAUAACAUUCCUUGAUGUAAAUAUUAAGAAUUAAUGAUAACUCUCCAAAAUUGAUUGAGAGAGACUCUUUGUAAAUAGCUUCAUAAAUUUCGUUUUUCAUUUUUUUAAUCACCCAACAUUUUUUAAGCGUAAACAAGUUUUGAUAUAAGAUUGCAAUAUACAUUAUAUACAUAUAUUUUUAUUUCUUAAAUUUAGUAUUUUAUACAAAAAAAAAAUAAAUAAAGUAAAUAAAUAAUUAAUACACAAGGUUAAAUAAUAAUCUAUUAAAAAAAAU
Episyrphus balteatus (marmalade hoverfly) is the source of this 9816-nucleotide messenger RNA. RefSeq names its product serine-rich adhesin for platelets (gene dikar). Lineage: Eukaryota; Metazoa; Arthropoda; Insecta; Diptera; Syrphidae. The coding region runs from base 773 to 9010 and encodes 2745 amino acids. The transcript has 9 exons. Gene Ontology annotation, biological process: positive regulation of transcription by RNA polymerase II; chromatin remodeling. Gene Ontology annotation, molecular function: histone H3 acetyltransferase activity; protein binding. The record is from RefSeq and is a predicted model, not a curated record. Gene Ontology annotation, cellular component: CERF complex; histone acetyltransferase complex.